AUGGAAACACAACAUGUAUUUUCGACUGCGUGGUUGACUUCGCUCAACGACACCGCAAACAAUUCAGACUCGGAGGAUAUUUUACAUCAGAACUGUCGAUCAGAAUGGCCCGUUUCAGUUUGCGAGUUCGCUAAUAUAUGUGGACUAAUCAGCACAGCGAUAUGGUUUGUUGUUCUAUUUCCGCAAAUUGUGAAAAACUGGAGGCGGAAAUCGGUGGUUGGACUCAGUGUGCUAUGGGCAACGGCAAAUUUCUCUGCGUCUCUAAUCAAUGUAUUCUUUGUGUUUCGUAUUCAAGAAUUACCAGCAUACGUGAAGGUCUCCGCCAUUUAUAUGCCUACACUUGAACUGUCGAUGUUGACUCAAUUUUGGAUUUACGGCACGCAUUAUAAUCAGAAACUUAGGUGGUUAUAUUUACUGGUGUGUCUAGUUUGUUGGUCGUUAAUCGUUGUACUUGAAGUGGUUGUAGGCAUUUACAAAGAAAUGGAGUGGGCUGCGAUUGUAUUAUGGUCUAUUGAAACCUUUCCUCAGGUUAUAUUAAAUAUGCAACGAACAUCAACCAGUGGACAGUCAACUUUAUCGGUCUGCAUUACUUUAGUGGGAAAAACGACAGAUUUUCUGUCAACUUACCUGUUAACAAGACCGUUGCAAUACAUUAUCAUGGCGUACUUCUCGAGUUCAAUGGCGUACAUUAAUGGUAUGCAAGUCGUAUGGUAUUGGAGGAAUCGUCAUAUUACGAAUGAAUUACCCUCUCCUGUGUAUGGUGGAACGGAGUCACGUGAUGGGGGCCAACGGUAUAGGUAUUUCACAAAUGACGAUGAGGCCGAGAACGUGGCUUCCGAACUGGAGAUACCGGAAGAUGACAGUGUUGACAACAAUCCACCAGUGUCGCCAAGUUUGAAAAUAGAGAGAGUCUUAUGUGCCAUACCACUACGAAUCAUAUUCGCGACUUUCAUCUCAGUCACGCUGCUGGGUUAUUCAGAUGACAACGUUGAAGAGGUUUCCAAUCGGAUCAGUAAAUUGAACAAAUCAUUGUUCUACAGUGCAAAGGUCUUGAAAAAAUGGAAUACCGUAAUAUUUGGCAUGAGUGUCGAAAUGACUGAGAGAACUUUGAAUAGGGUACGAACAUUUCCAGAAGUGGAGUAUGUCGAAGAAGAUAGUCUUGCCCGAGGAAACGUUGCCAGUUGGGGCUUAGAUAGAGUCGACCAACGAUUUUUACCACUAGAUGAUGUGUUCAUUCCGAGAGGUGACGGUGCCGGUGUAAAUAGCUACGUAUUCGAUACAGGAAUCCGACUUAGCCACGUUGAUUUCGAGGGGCGAGCAGAAUUCUUUUAUGAUGCCGUGCAAGACGGACAACAGGAUCCAGCCGGAGACUGCAAUGGACACGGAACGCAUUGUUCUGGGACCUUGGCUGGCGCCACCUUUGGUGUUGCAAAGAAAGCAAACCUCUGGGAUGUGAGAGUAUUGAAUUGUAACAGCGUAGCUCUGUGGUCCUGGGUAAUCGAUGGAUUAGAACAGGUUCUCGCGGGUGGAUCUAAGCCAGGCGUGGCAUCGAUAUCCAUAUAUGGUAGUUUGUCACUAGCCCUCAAUACUGCUGUUAACAAUCUUGUCAAUGGUGGAUAUCCCGUUGCCGUGUGUGCGGGUAACGACAACGCCGACGCAUGUGACUAUUCUCCGGCUAGUGCUGCUGACGAUGAGUAUAAUGAAGGUGAUCGUGAUCUAGUCAUACAGAGCAUUAUGAGACGAUAUCCACACAUCGAAAUUGUCAGAAGAUUCAGCAAAGUCGUCAACGGAUUCUCAGCUGUAAUGAACCAAAACGUUGCAGACAAGGUUCAACUAUUGAAAGAAGUAAAAUACGUUGAAAAAAACACAGUAAUAGAGAAAGACUAUAGCGUUGAUAGUUGGGGCUUGGAUCGAGUGGAUCAAAGAGAUUUGCCUUUGGACGAUGCGUAUUAUCCAGAAGGCGAUGCAACCGGUGUCAAUGCAUAUGUCGUUGAUACUGGAAUACGAUAUGAUCAUGUUGAUUUUGAAGGCAGGGCUAGUGAAUUCCUAGAUACCGUAGCUGAACCGGCACCUUACGGGGAUUGUGAUGGCCAUGGCACUCACUGUGCUGGCAUUUUGGGAGGCGCACUAUAUGGCGUUGCAAAGAAUGUUAACCUGCUCGGUGUUCGUGUGCUCAACUGCGAAGGUGCUGGAUAUUUGGAUGAUUUAAUCUACGCUAUGGAUUAUGUUGUUGCAAAUGGAGAAUUACCAGCUGUUGUCUCUAUGUCCCUUGGAGGAGAUAGAAGCCCGGUCAUCGAUAGCGCCGUGGGUAGAAUGUUCGAUGCUGGUUAUUUCUUCGUCACUUCCGGCGGAAAUAAUGACGCCGAUGCUUGUCUUCAGUCACCUCAAGGGGCUCCAAAGGCGUUUUCUGUUGCAGCAACCGAUAUCACUGACACCAGAGCCAGUUUUUCUAACUACGGUCCAUGUAUCAACAUAUUCGCUCCUGGUGUGGCCAUAAAAAGCACGUACUAUCACUCUCCUACAUCCACGGCCGUUCUUAGUGGGACUUCCAUGGCAUGUCCACACGUCGCUGGUGCUGGCGCUAUUCAUCUCGGGAUGAAUCCAAACUUGUUACCAGACGAGGUCGGAGCUGCCCUUAUCGCAGACGCUACAGUCGAUCGUGUUAUUGAUGCAAAGGAAGAACUUGGAACUCCCAACGUACUUUUAUACACCAGAGAUCAGAGCCUACCCUAG
This is a messenger RNA of Saccoglossus kowalevskii, 2733 nucleotides long. RefSeq lists its product as uncharacterized. NCBI's taxonomy places the organism in Eukaryota, Metazoa, Hemichordata, Enteropneusta, Harrimaniidae. The record is from RefSeq and is a predicted model, not a curated record.